This is a messenger RNA of Sphaeroforma arctica JP610, 675 nucleotides long. RefSeq lists its product as hypothetical. Lineage: Eukaryota; Ichthyosporea; Ichthyophonida. Gene Ontology annotation, molecular function: protein binding. The record is from RefSeq and is a predicted model, not a curated record. The transcript has 4 exons. The annotation marks the transcript as partial.
AUGCUCAAACUGUACACUCAGCUGAAAAAAGAGACCUUCGGACUCACACUAGAACCACCCGAGACGCCAAGAGAAGAGGUAUCACCUGUGUCCUUUAAAGCACUGAAGAAGUUGGCGAAGAACAGGGCACAAAUAUACGCCACAGCCAACACACCAGUCGAACGAUCUCCCACCCCACCCCCACCUGAACCUCAGUCAGCUGCACGCACCAAGUCAGGCGCACACCGAACAGCCGCAAAGGUAUCCACGAAGCAAUCUACGAAACACUCGAGCAAACAGGACAACUCGAGCGGACAGGACACCCAACCAUCCACACCUGAACCUAAGGGUGUAGACAAACCACCCAAGGAGUCUAAGAAGACCAAGAAUACCAAAGAUCUGCCUAUCAGCGUCGCCAGAGAUAUGGAUGCUGUGCUUGGGUUUGCCUACCCAAACACCUUUGUCGGCAAGGCUAAACUGACGGUGGCAAAGGGGGAUGAGCUCAUGGCGCGUAUUCGAGCAUGCAAGAACGGCCCACGGGAUGUGUGUGAGGCGUUUCAGUUGCUUCCAGACCCGACCGAGUACGCAGACUAUUAUGAAGUCAUAGCUGAUCCUAUGGACUUAGCCACUAUGCAGGCUAAGCUAGACCACUUACGAGCCGAUAUGUUGGCGGGAAAGGCCACGCCCAAGGGACAG